CUGGAUGAGUCAAAACAUCGGAGGUGAGAGUACGAAGAGCAAGAGAGACUCGGAAAAAACCUGUUGGACUCUCUCACCUGAGGGAAAAACCUCGACCGCCCGAGGAGGGAUACAGACAUUUCUGGGUAAAACUCAACAGUUGAAAGGAUUAGAGUUUAACCUCUAUACUGAAGGAUUAGAGCACUACCUGCUUCUGUUCCCACGUUUCAUCGACUCCAAGAGUCUGUCGUUCUGGGAUAUUCAAGAGGCAACAUCUGAUUCCCACCUCAUCUCCGACUUUAUCACCUGAACAAAGGAUUUUCUACAGAAACCUUAGCGGAGAGAGAACUCCCUGCUCGUUCACCUGCUGUGGUCAAAUCAACAUCUGAGGAAGAGAAGAGGGAAGUACGGGCGUCAGUCGGUGGUUUGACCCCCUGCUGUGGUCACCACCACAAGCCACUAAUUCACCCCUGAGCCUGCCAAGUACAGUUUGACUGAGCGAGGGAACACCUGCUGGGAUUCGGGCUUCGUACCAAAGCAAAGGUCCGAUUCCUCUGCUGGGUUCGGACUCUUCUCCGUGAUGAUGGCUUGGCUCCAGCUGUGGACCAUGGGGCUCAUGGCCACGAUGGCCUUAUCCGUCCCUGACCUUCCCGUGGCGGAAACAGAGAAACGCGGCCUCGUCGGAAUCGUGAAGAAGGAGACGCAUCCCGUCCUGUUCCGGCAGAAGAGAGCCUGGAUCUGGAACUCUCUCUACGUGGAAGAGGAAAAACCUGCACCCGCCCCCUACAAGAUAGGACAACUGAAGUCCACCCAGAAAGUGGAGGUGAAGAGAUUUAGGAUCGAGGGUGAAGGAGCGAACACCAUCUUCACUGUGGAUCCCAAAGGAGACCUGUACGUCACCAGGCUCCUGGACCGAGAGGAGAAGAGCUCCUACCAUCUGGUCGCCAAGAUGUUUGACGGGAACAACAAGCUCAUAGAGGACACUGGAGAGUUUAUUGUCCAGGUCAAUGACAUCAACGACAACAUCCCCGUGUUCCCCAGAUCAUACAGUGGGUCCAUUAUGGAGAGGUCCACCAUAGGAACCAAAGUUGUUGAGGUGAAGGCGACUGAUGCCGACGACCCGACCAGCGCCAACGCAGAGCUCAAGUAUUCUCUGACCCACGAUGGAGACACUUCUGCUUUCACUAUCGACAGCGCCACAGGUGUGAUCAGCUGCAACGUGAACACUCUGGACCGGGAGAGUAAGAGUCAGUAUGUGGUGGUGGUCAAAGCUCAGGACCUGAGAGGACUCGCCGCCGGCAACACGGCCACCACCUCUGUCACCAUCACCAUCACAGACACCAACGACAACAUCGCCUCUUUUGCCCAAAAGGUCUACUGGCUGGAGGUUCCAGAGGACCACAAGCUGAAUGAAAAGAUCGGGACUCUAGAGGUGGUGGACAGAGAUCAGAUCCAGAACAAAGAACCUAUCUUUACCAUUCUAAGUGAAAACAGCAAGGUGUUUAACGUUGAGCUCAGCCCCAGCAAGGACGGAAACCUCAUGCUUAAGCAGGCUCUGGACUACGAGACCACGAACAGCUACACCAUCAACGUCCAAGUGGGGGAGAACCUGAGGAACCUGCGUUUUCCUGCCGACAACGCGAACAGCGCCCUCCCCGCAGCUCAGGUAAACAUCAAGGUGUUGGACGUGGACGAGCCUCCAGUCUUCUCUCAGCCCAUCUACACCUUCACUGUGGUAGAAGAACGGAUGGUGAACAGCAUCGGGAUGAUCGCUGCCCGGGAUCCUGACAAAGCCAAGUUGACCAUACGGUACUCCAUCUUAGACAAAGACUGUCCUAUCAGCAUCAACCCCCUCACUGGACAGCUGUCCACCCUGAGGACAUUAGACAGGGAACUGGAGGCCACACACAUGUUUCAAGUCAAGGCGCAGGAGGAGCCCAGUGGUUUGGAAGCAUUCGUGAAAGUGAACAUCAUCGUUCAGGACAUUAACGACAACAAGCCCGAGCUGGCCGUGGAUGAGAUCUUUGUGUGUGAGAACGACGUCACUAAUACGGUGAUCGGAACUCUGAGAGCUACAGAUAAAGACGACCAGCCGGCGUCUUUCAGCUUCGGCCUCAGCAGUAAGAGCUCCAACUUCUCCAUCAGAGACUACGGCAAUAACACAGCAGACAUCAUGGUGAGACAAGGCCCGUUCAGCCUGGACGACCCCAAGGAUUACAACGUGGACGUGCGGCUCAGCGACGGAGGACGACCCAUCCAGACCAGCAUCACCACACUAGCCAUCAAGUCGUGCCGAUGUGACGCCAGACGGAUUCCCACGCAGUGCAAAGCCAGCGCCCGCCGGAUGUCAGUGAGCGUCCACGCCCUCAUCGCCAUCCUGCUCUGCAUACUCACCAUCCUGGUUAUCGUGAUCCUGUUUGGGAUGAGGAAACGCUACCAGAAGGAUUCUCUGGCCAAUAUUAAGAACUGCGGCGAGAUCCACGAGCAGCUGGUCACGUACGACGAGGAGGGAGGAGGCGAGAUGGACACCAAUGGAUACGACGUCUCCAUCCUCAGCUCCGCUUGCCAGGACGGCUCGCUGCUCCGCCACGCCGAGCGCCACCCCCACCCCUCCCUCUACGCCAUGGUGCAGAAGGCCCCCCACCCCACCGCGUGCAAGGGCGACAUGGCGGCGAUGAUCGAGGUGAAGAAAGGCGAUGCGGACCACGACCGCGACGGCUUCCCGUUCGACACGCUGCACAUCUACGGCUACGAGGGACCCGAGUCUCUGGCCGGAAGCCUCAGCUCCCUGCAGAGCUCCUCCACCGGAUCCAACCUGGAAUACGACUUCCUGAACGACUGGGGGCCGAGGUUCAGGACCCUGGCCGAGCUGUACGGAGUGGACGAGCCCGACUAUUACCACCAGUACUGAUGGACCAUGUCUGCUAACAAGCGUCCACGAUGCCAAAACACACACAUGUGCAAGACGACCAUAAAAACACACACACACACACACACAGAACCACACUUUCAUGCUGUCCACAUUGUUCCUGGGGGAGGAGCUUCGGUCUGCAGACGUCCGUGUUCCUCUGGAUCCUAGAAUCCGGGCGCUCUCGUUUCCAGAGUAACUUCAACUAACUUUUGUCGUCGAGUGUAAUUCACUGAAUCCGUUAGUCAAGGAAGCUGAACCAACAUUUUUGGGAAUGUCUCAUUUUUCUCUUUUUUGUGAAGAGAUGUUGGAAGGAGGCGUCAGGAAAGAUUCAUAAAUUUGCACCAAGACAAGAAGCUGUAGGAGAAAGUGACAUCGAAUCAUCUCCACAGAUUAUCAAAGAGGAUCCGUUGUUCAGAAACAUGAAGCUGUGUUUUAUUUGAUUGUGGGUGAUUCAUGUUCUCAUCAGGUCAGCAAUGUUAUUCAUAUUCAGAGCACCAUUUUGCAUCCCCCCUUUUCUCAUCUCUACUACUAUCUAAAUUUUUUUUUUAAAAAGAUAGUUUUCAAACGAUAAGAAUAGAAAACAAAAAAAGACAAAUGCUCAAAACAGCUCUCUUUAAAAAUGGGCCACGAACAAAGUGAGAGCAAGGUGAAUUUAUUUUUGAUCUGAGAUGGGGAGUUUGAUUUGUAAAUAUUGUCGCUUGAGUUUUGUUUUAUUUUGUGGUGAUGUUUGAUCACAGCGAGACGCCGGAUGUGUUUUGUUUGUUCUAGAAUCUGUACGGGAGGUUUAACUGUGAAAAGCUUUCACUGUUCAUAAGCCUAUGAUGUGCAGAAGGUUGUUUUUCUGAAUUUCUCAGGCGUUGAUCUGCAACAUGUCCUGAAAUCCAAUCAUCUCAAAGGAGACAUGUGUGACGCUUUUUCAGUUUUUCUUUCCUUGAGUGCGAUAUAUAAGUUUUUAUUGUAAAUGUCAAAGUUCUGGAAAGUUAAAAAGCUUAUCUGAUACGCCCCCUAACAAAGCUAGGUAAUAUCCUGGAAGCGAUGGACCAAUCAAAGAAAAGUGAGCCAGCUGGCCAAUCAGAGCAGACUUAAAGAGACAGGAGCUAAAACUUAGUGUUUCAGACAGAGGCUGAAAAGAGGAGCUGCAGCGAUGGACAGUUUCUAAACCUUUUACAGGAAUAAUACAAAUUAAAAUAUAAACCUAAAUACGUCUCCUUUAACAUGACACCAGCUGUUUGGCAAGAAACGUUGCAACCUUACAAAAUCUCUUUCCCUUUUUGUGAUUUUUAAAACCCAACGUCUGAUAUAACCGAGGAGUCAUUAUCUGCACUGAGAAGAGAACAAUGCACAGACAGGGAGGAAAUGACAGGAUCGCUGCUCGGACAGAAUUACAGCGCGUUCCCAGCUUUUAUUUGACAGAACCCAUCAUCACAGUUAUUGUUGAGAUGAAAGCUCCAAAUCUCUGAGGCCAACGAGAACAAAAACUCAUUCAGACAACUCCGGAAACGCCGAGUGGCAGAAGCAGCUAGUUGGGCAGCUGAGGUGGCUCCAAUAACUUUAACCUCUCAUCCCUUUUGGCUACUGACUGGUCUCAGAUCCAAAAUUACUGUUUUACAUGCGAAUCUGGAUCAAAAAUCUGUGGACUGGUUCUGCAUAAACCAGACUUGAAUCCUUUUACUUGCACAGAGCUAUUUAUUCUCUGUAUUUGGUGUUUUCAAUACGGCAAAUUAAAGUAUUCAUGUUUUAUCAUAUUGGGCUGAUUAGUGAGUUUUACAUUCUGAAUUUACGCAGGAAGGCGACAGCUUUUAGACUAUGAUUAUUUUUCCAUCUGGAAGAGCUAAUUACUCCUUGAGGCGAUUCUGAUAUCCCCAUUAUGAAUAACUUCUCAAAAACACAAUAACUUAAUAGGACCUUGAGAUUAUUGAUGGUUCCAGGAGCAGUUACACAGAAAACAACUUUAAGUCAGUUUGCCUUAUUUUUCAAGUUGUGCCCAUUAAGAUCUGAUUGUCAAAGCAAUAUCUGAAUUCCUUCUCGUGUCCUCUGGUGAAAACUCCAUCACCACAUGUCUUUAUGACAGUUUUUGUUGAUUUUACUCAAAGUUUAUUUGUUUUCCUGUUUAUUCUGUUGUGCUUGGACUGGAACUUGUUUCAUUAAAACUCCGGCCUGCUUGGAAUGCCGUCUGAUAAACAUUACACACAAUAGCUGGAAGCCCGUCAAUGCUUUCCUGUUGGGUUCACAUAUAUAUUUACUGAGAGCAGCCCGAUUCCUCCGCCUCGCUCCUUCUCCUGCUCUCACUCGUUGUUUGCAUCACCGACCCCCCCUCCCCCACCUUUAAUCAGCUAAACCAAACCGUGGUCUCAGCUUCCUGUCCAUCUGGGGGUGGGCUGUGCCCGCCCCUUCCUGUGCGCGUUAUCUCUCUCCUGAGGCGACACAUUGUUCUCACUUCCUGUUUGGGAAACAGCCUCAGCCUCGGAGCGGAAGAAGGAGAAACCUGGGAUGAGGUCGAGGAAGACAAGGAGAACAAUGUCGAGCGGCGAUGAGUUUUCCAGCUGAGCAGAAAAACUCCUCGGCGACAUUCUGUUACCUCGGCAAAAUCAAUAUCCAUUAUUCAGUUGAGAUUUCAGAUUAACUGAAAAGUGGCAUCAAAAGAAAUGUAUUGUUUUAAACUCCAAAGAACUUUUACUCUUUGUUAUGUUUCUAUAAAGUUUCUUUUAAGAACGAUGUAUUUACAGCUCUUAUUGCUUUGGAGGACUUUUUCCUGAAUAACAUCUAAAAUAUUGAUGUUUUUUUGUUUUUAAGGGUUUUAAAAGUCACGUCUCCGUUUACUGAACAAACAGCGAUUUACUUUUCUGGCUUCUGCCUUUGAAUCAAAGAACAAAAGAAUAGACUCAGAAUUUGAGGAAAAUACUUUUCAUUUCAAACUCGAGGUUCUCGAGGAGAUAGUAUUAAUUUUGCUUUUUGUGUCUGUGUAUUAUCACUCUUUCUUUUUAAAAAAAAUAAAAUAAUGGAUAUGUGAAGACACAAUCAUCCGCCUGCAGCAGACAGCGAAGCCCAAUUAUCUUCUCUCCGAGCAGCAAUAAGUGUGAGGUGAGCUGAGGGUGAAUCAAUCUGAGACUGAGGUGUCAUUUGCCCACGUUUUCCUCUUUCAUACUUAUUAUUAGGUGCAAUCAUCGAACACUAAUUACACAUUUCCACAUCCUCUGAAGUACUUUAUAUUUUCCUCUGUGUUUUGUAUUAAUGUGAAACACACCAAUCUUUUCAACAGUUUUGAAGGUCGGUUACAAAACUGUAAAGAACUCACAAUAAUCUGUUUCUGAGUCAUUUUAAUAGGAUUCAAAAGGUUCAUGUUUGUUAUUGUGGCUCAAAAUUACAGCAACAUAACAAAAUAAACAUAUUGUCUGGAAAUGUUCAAUAAAACAUUUUCAUUACAAUUAAAAAUAAAUCUCAGGUUGAGGCUCCAGGACAAAAAAAAGUAAAAAGUUCACCAUGUCAAGAAAAGAAAUAUACUGGUAAAAUACAGAUCUUAGUUAAUUGUACCAUCAUCUCUGUGUUAAGGAAGCAUAUACUUUGAGUGAAAUGUAUAUAUCUAUAUAUGAAAACUGUGCCUGGUCUCACCUUGUUUCUUUGAUUUCAUCUAGAAGAAGUUAAACUUUAUUGCUGUAAAAAGUUUUUAAAAAAAAGGUAAAUUUUCUGAACCACAGAGGGAAUAGUGUGUGAUGGACAAUGUGAUAUUCUGUUUGUGUCCACUUGUGUGUGUGUGUGUGUCUGUGUGCUUGCAGUUGAACCCAUGUACAAACACACAAAUAAGCAUCAAACCAAUAAAAAUAAGACCCACAUAGAUUUUUCUUGUGUAAAUAGACUGAGGAGCAACAUGUGCCUUUAUUCCUUCAAAAAAUACUGUAUUUCCUUUUUUUUGACGGUGAACACAAUGUUUUUAUAUUGUUUUUAUGGUGUAUAACAACUACUUUUUAUUACCUGACAUUUUUGUAAGUGAAGAAUAAAAAUAAUCACUUGAAUAUG
Molecule: messenger RNA, 6904 nt
Organism: Limanda limanda (common dab)
Lineage: Eukaryota; Metazoa; Chordata; Actinopteri; Pleuronectiformes; Pleuronectidae
Gene: cdh5
Product: cadherin 5
Exons: 15
Coding region: 560-2890 (776 amino acids)
Biological process (GO): vasculature development; multicellular organism development; cell morphogenesis
Cellular component (GO): catenin complex; adherens junction; plasma membrane
Molecular function (GO): calcium ion binding; cadherin binding
Source: RefSeq, a predicted model, not a curated record